CUGGGACUUCGAAGCAUUUCUUCUCCUCCCACUCUUUUUAUUCCCCCUAUUUUCCCCCACAGGCCAUCAUUUUAACCAACAAGCAGCAUUUUCAGGUACAAGUGUUCCCAUUAUCGCCUUGAGGGAAUUUUUAUUUCCUUUCUGGACUCGUUUGGGAAAGGAUUUCCUGGCUUUUUUUUUAAACAACUGGAGAGACUCGACCAAGUUUCCCCCUCCUCCUGGUCUCUGCCUGAGGAAUGAGAGGAUCGCUGGGGAAGAAGAGCCGAAACUCUCAGGUCUGAGCGAACAAAAGAACAGAAACGGAGGGAACUGCUGCCGAAAAUGGAGGAAAAUACUUUCCCUGGAGCAACACCUCCGGGCUCGGCCCUAAAAACAACCUUGUUGAGGCCUGACCCAGAAGGAGAAAGCAGCCCCCUGAAGAUGGACGGCACCCAGCAGAUUGAGGCUCCGGUUAAAAAGGAAACGGAUAAAAGACCGACGACCCCAGUGAAACCAGGCCUCUCUCGAUCACCAUGCUCUCCGGCAUCACCUAUACACAGGUCAAAAAGAGAUGUCCCAAAGUCAGAGGAGAGACAGAAGCUUGCUAAAGAACGCAGAGAGGAGAAGGCCAAGUAUCUAGAAGAGCUCAGCAAGUUGCAAGCUGCCAAAAAGAACCAGUGGCUGGAGAAGGAGGAGAAGGCGCGGCAGCUGAGGGAGCAGCAGCUGGAGGAACGUCGCAGGAAGCUGGAGGAGCAGCGGAUCAAAGCAGAGAAACGGCGAGCUGCUUUGGAAGAGAGGCAGAAACAGAAACUGGAGAAGAACAAAGAACGCUACGAGGCCGCAAUCCACAGAUCAACCAAGAAGACAUGGGCGGAAAUCCGUCGGCAGAGAAGCUCAUGGGUCGGUGUGGUUUCCCCCAACUCCAGCCAGAAAGAGAGCAGAUGCUCUGUCUCUGCGGUCAACCUUCCCAAACAUGUGGACUCUGUUCUAAACAAGCGACUCUCCAAGUCCUCGGCCACACUCUGGAACUCCCCCAGCAGAACCCGCAGCCUUGCACUGACUCCAUGGGAGAGCAGCAUUGUUGACCGGUUGAUGACGCCCACCCUGUCGUUUCUCGCCCGCAGCCGCAGUGCUGCUAGUGUCCUCAAUAACGGAAAAGAUGGACACUCUCCUCUGUGUCCUCGUUCAGCCUCUGCCAGUCCCCUUACCCUGUGUGCCCACCAGCCCCACCACCGCUGCUCUGACCACUGGAGGGUGACGUCUAGCACGCCGGACAUCACUCAGCGGCAUCAAAGACGAAGCUCCACCCCCAUGGAUAAGAACAAGAAAGAGAAGCGAGACAAAGAGCGAGAGAAUGAGAAGGAAAAAAAGGCCAUCACAAAAGAGAAGGUUCUACAGAAGAGGCAGUCUCUGCCCAGUAUGAGGCACAGACCCGACCCAAGUCCAAGUCCUUUAUCAAGACGGCCGGCCUCCCCGGCCACUCCCAAAGGCAGAACUGCUUCUCCUAGCCCUGCUGACUCCCCAAAGCCCCCAUCCUCACGUGGGAGCCCAGCUACUCCUAAGGCCCGACCAAAAAGAGCCAGCACCCCAGCCAGGAUAGACCGAACAUCUUCCCCCGCUCCAUUAGAGAGGGUGAAGGAACCUCGCAGGCCCAGCACUCCAGAGAAACAAGAAAGAAAGAGUUCCCCUGUGACUCCUGCCAUCACAGUUUCUUCUGCUGCUUCCACGCCUCAAAAGCCCAGUGUGCCAUUCGCCGCCGGCGCCAUGCCUGCUCCUUCCCAACCGGAGCCGACCCUGCCUUCAGCUCCGCCGGUCCGCGCGGUGUCACCUUUACCCUCUCCAUCAACCAAGCCUAUGGCAGGCACCAACGACCCAGAGGAGGCUGCUCGCAUCCUGGCAGAGAAACGUCGACAGGCCCGAGAGCAGAGAGAGAGGGAGGAGCAAGAGCGCCGCGAAAAGGAGGAGAAGGAGAGGAUCUUAAAGGAGGAGCGAAUAGCCAGAGAGGCAGAGGAGAGACUCCGCCGGGAAGAGGAGGCCCGGGCCAUGGCUGAGGAGCAGCGGAGGAGGGACGAAGAAAAGCAGCUUCAAGAUGAGAAGGAGGCCCAGGAGAGAGCCAGAGCUGAGCAGGAGGAGAACCUACGCUUACAGAAACAGAAAGAAGAGGCUGAGGCUAGAGCCCGGGAGGAGGCGGAGAAACAGAGACUGGAGAGAGAGAAACACUUCCAGAAGGAGGAGCAGGAGAGACUGGAGAGAAAAAAGCGUCUGGAGGAGAUCAUGAAGAGGACACGCAAGACUGAUGGGGGUGAAAAGAAAGAGACUAAAUCCACCUCAGUCACUUUUGCCAAUGGGAGUCAGGCGGAGAGCAGCAAAGUAUCUGCUGCCAGUCAGCCGAAACAGGAUGAGAGCCUGCCCAACAACAAGACAGAGAAUGGACAGAGUCAUGUGACCCAAAGCUUGUCGGUGGUUAAUGGGCUCCAGCCCACGAGGCAUGAAAAUGGUCUGUCCUCUAAAGGAGAUGCUGCUCCUUUCGAAGACUUUGUUCACCUCACAAACCAGGACAACACCGCCAAUGGAGCGCGGGAAAAGUCUGAGAGCAGCGCGUCCUCUGAGCCCAUCCUUGCUUUUGAAAGUGAGGAGUCCUUCAUGAAGAAAGCGGGCCCCAUGAAGCCGCAGCAUGUCGCAGAGGUCCUGUGACGUCUUCCAGUGUUCCUGCCGCCUUAGAUUGUCCUGAACCUUGCCAACGCUCCAACAGUGAGCCGUGUGACCUGUGCCAAUCAUAAAUAUCUAUGCUCUCCAAAGUUAAUAUGCCAUUCUGAAGAGGAAGGCUCCCACAGAAGAAAGCGCACAGGAUGAUCGGUGCAAAUGCAGCACAGAUGCAUCAAUUUCACCACAUGUAAAGAUCCCAACGCCCCCUGAUUCAGGACUCUACAACACUCGGCAGCAUCCUUGCUUCCUACUGACUAUAUUGCAGAUAAAUAAUUCAUUAUUUGUUCUUUAGUUAUUUAACUGAAAGGAAAAUAUAAAGGACUGUCCACGUUUUUGUGAAUACUGUAAAUGAACUUUGUUUCAGAGAAAGAAGAAGCCACUUUGUGGUUUUAAAGCUCGACAAAAGGGAUUCUCUUCUGCCAAGAGCAGAAAGUAUCAAUGUAAAACUCACUUGUCCUACAGCUUGGUUUGUAUAGAGCUUCAGGAGCAGAUUUUGUAAAGUUAAAGAGAAACAUUUUAAAUGGAAGCUGAUGAAAAAACAGCUUCUCAGUGUCUACUAGCUUUGAAUGAUUGUAUGCAAAACCUGGAUGUACUAAUGAAGUGUUCACAUCUGUUAUAAGUCAUUUUCCUACAAAAGGAAUUACUCCUGCUGUAGUGAUUUGUUCUCCCACUCUUCUUCAAGCAUGACAGUUUUCUCUCAUUUACAUUGAGAUUCACUGAACCUGUAGGUGUUUGAAAAGCUGUAAAUGUUCUGAAUUUAAUUUUGCUGUGUUGUUAAAAUCAGUGGGAGUAUUCUAAGUCUUAAUAAAGACAGGCAGUCUACUCUGGGGUCUGGCU
Molecule: messenger RNA, 3522 nt
Organism: Cyprinodon variegatus (sheepshead minnow)
Lineage: Eukaryota; Metazoa; Chordata; Actinopteri; Cyprinodontiformes; Cyprinodontidae
Gene: map7d1a
Product: MAP7 domain-containing protein 1-like
Exons: 19
Coding region: 322-2673 (783 amino acids)
Biological process (GO): microtubule cytoskeleton organization
Cellular component (GO): microtubule cytoskeleton
Source: RefSeq, a predicted model, not a curated record